Messenger RNA from Fulvia fulva, 1311 nucleotides. Its product is annotated as NADH:flavin oxidoreductase. NCBI's taxonomy places the organism in Eukaryota, Fungi, Ascomycota, Dothideomycetes, Mycosphaerellales, Mycosphaerellaceae. The record is from RefSeq and is a predicted model, not a curated record. Gene Ontology annotation, cellular component: intracellular anatomical structure. The transcript has 7 exons. The coding region runs from base 1 to 1311 and encodes 436 amino acids. Gene Ontology annotation, molecular function: NADPH dehydrogenase activity; FMN binding; NADP binding.
AUGUCGACCUCACACCACAACGUCCAGGUCCGAAACGAAGGAGCCAACACCAUCGUCAACAAGCAAGCUCCAAAUGUCUCCUACUUCACGCCACUCCAAGAUCCACCGGCAGGAACUGCCCUCCUUGCCGAUGGACAGAAGCCAGAGGAUAUUCCAAAGCUGUUCCGCCCGCUGCAGUUGCGAGGCCUUACACUCCAGAAUCGCACCAUGUUGAGCCCACUCUGCCAGUACAGCGCGGAAGAUGGGCACUUCACUAGGUGGCAUGUUACUCAUCUCGGUGGCAUCAUCCAGCGCGGUCCGGGCAUUACUUGCGUCGAAGCCACUGCUGUGACACCACAAGGUCGGAUUACCCCUGAAGACAACGGACUAUGGAAGGAUAGCCAAAUCGCAGGCUUGAAGGAGGUCGUCGAUUUCGCUCACUCGCAAAACCAAAAGAUCAUGAUUCAGCUAGCUCAUGCCGGCCGCAAAGCAUCGACAGUAGCUCCCUGGCUCAGCUCCGGGACUGUUGCUGGACCCGAGCUCAAUGGCUGGCCCGACGAUACCCACGCACCAAGUGCCAUUGCCUGGAACGACCACCACACCCAGCCAAAGGAGAUGUCACUCAAAGAUAUCGAGGACUUCAAGGUCGCUUAUGCCGCUGCCGUUAAGCGAGCUGUGCAGGCCGGGUUCGACGCAGUCGAGAUUCACAACGCACACGGCUACCUCCUGCACUCAUUCUUGAGCCCCGUGAGUAACCAGAGGAAGGACAAGUAUGGUGGCAGUUGGGAGAACCGCGUCCGCCUCACCCUCGAAGUGGUCGAGCUCGUUCGUGCUAUUAUCCCCGAUAAGAUGCCGCUCUUCCUACGGAUUAGCGCCACUGACUGGCUCGAGGAGAACAAGGACAUCAAGGAGUCAUGGACUGGAGAUGACACUGUGAAGCUCGCACCACUACUUGCCGAGCGUGGCGUCGACCUACUCGAUGUGUCGACCGGAGGAAACCAUCCCGCUCAGCACCCUCACGUAAAGCCAGCAUAUCAAGCACCGUUCGCCAUCAAGGUCAAAGAGGCAAUCAAGGGUACGAAGAUGGCGGUCGGCUCGGUUGGCUCGAUCGACAAUGCAAAGUUGGCGAACGAUCUGCUUGAGAAGGACAAUUUGGAUCUCAUCACCAUCGGCCGUGGCUUCCAAAAGAACCCGGGCCUUGUCUUCGCAUGGGCAGACGAGCUCGGUGUUAACGUCAACAUGCCAAACCAGAUUCGAUGGGGCUUUGGUGGUCGAGGCAAGAAGUCAGGCAAGCCGGUUACUGAGAUUCCGGAACUCAUUGGCAGACUUUGA